GUGUGUAGCGGCCCGGCCUCGAUUUUAGUUCCUCCCGCGCGUUCAUCCUUUUGAAGAUACCUGUAAUUUCCAACUAUGUGGAGUUAAUUUUGAUGUUUUUGUGGAAAGAAAAUACUGRAAUUUAGUUCUGAGGUCUGGGAACAGGUCAUAAAUCAAGUCUUGCCGGUCAAAAACACAACAUGAAGUACACUACGAAAACCGUCAGGCUUGUUGCAAUCUUAAGCUUUUGUUUCUUCGUAUUUGAGUUAAGUACUACAGUGGCGAUGCCAAUAAAUGAAGCCAAAGAAGAAGACAGAGAGUUGCGCAGUGCACUGGAAUCCUUCCUUCAAGACUCUGAUAACAGCAAUAGGACAACAUCCACUGAAAAUGGCACAAACUCGAGCAACAAUAACUCGACAAAGAAUCGUUUUCUGAGCGAUGAACUGGUUGAUGACUUAGACCUGGAUACAUCAGGAUCUGCAGAUGAUACAAACCAUGAGAACGACGAAGGAGAUUAMUUCCUGAAGCCAAAACCAAACUCUUCCCUUCCGCCACCACCUCUGAACAAGAACAAAACUACACCGAUAAAAAAGUCCACGAAUUUGACUGGUUCAGAUUCAACACCUGGUCUUAAGAGUAAAGGCACCUCAGACUCCAACAGACCUGUUGUUUCCCUAUCAGGUCCUGUUGACAAUACUGAUCUAUCACUCGAACAACCUGAUUUGCCAAAUCAUGAGAAUAAAGUGGUCAAAGAGGGAUAUGAUAAAGAAUCUCAGCCUCUUGGUCUAUCAGAUUCUAACCAGUCCGCGGCCGACCUAAAAAAUGAUUCAUCGAUAAACAGUACCAAAGGCGAAAUGGAGAAUGAAGGUUUAGAUCUACUUAAGGGCAAUAAUUCAGAUUCCUCUCUGUUAGGAAAGGUUGAAGGUAAUAGUACCAUGCUGCAGAAGAGCAGUAGCGAGGAAAUGCCUUCCAACGCAUCUGUUUCAGAAGGAAACAACGGGACAACGACGUCUAAAAAGAAGCUCUUGCACUUUCUUGAUAUUUCGGAAAAUUAUACCAAAAGUGUCAGUCACAAUGUUACACAUCCAAUGAAGAAUGACAGCGCGACAAACUCGUCAAGUUCCAACGUUCAGGACAAACAGCUUGCGACAAUGGAAGGUAGUUCAUAUCCAACCCUAUCGACGCCAGGGCAUGAGAAACAAGGAGAAGACGAAGAAACAGAAAAAGAACCGGGGACAACCAAUCCACCUCAAAUAACCAGUCCACGUGUUCCUCAACCAAUCCAGUAUUUACCAGCAGUUCCUCCACUGCCAACAAAUCAUCCAGCCCAAGUUAAUUUGGCUCCAGUAAAAUCAUUAAGAAACCCUUAUGAAAAUUACCAAACUGUUCAAAAUGGUAUGGUAAUGACCCCUAAUGGUGCUCUCAACUCAAAACAGGUUUUAUAUAACCGUUUGUAUCAAAAUAGGCAAUGGCAAAACAGGCUGCAAAUGUAUGGACGUCAAUCACAAUUACGACCUCAAGGUUACCAAGGAUAUCCUGGUUAUCAAGGUUACCAACGAUACCCGAGUUACCAAGGUUACCAAUUUUUAGGCCAACCUAGUCAGGGUCUUUAUCAAAGGUCUCGCAUUGAAUACCCAGAUACUGUCCUCGAUUCUAACGGCAACAGACCAAAGGCUUCGCAAGAGUUUGAGGACGCUUUGUUUGAAUCGGGUCAAAAGAAUGUCAAUGAUUUAUUGGGUAGAUCAACAGUCAAGUCACUAGAGCCUAAUUCGAUGAUGUCCAACUAUGGUAAGAACACUCGCUUUUAUACAAAUGGACAAAAUAGCCUUCUUAAUGGAAGACAAGGUGAAGAACUACUAGGAGAAAAACAACCGCAAGGAAAUAUGAACAAGAAACAAGCGUAUAAUGUGUACGAAGCAGCGAUCUACCUUGCAGACCUUUUGAAGAAUGAAAGUAUAAAACUCGAUGAGAUGGCAUCUGGUCAGCACAAAAACGUCGACAAAGAUGAUGACCUUUUCGGGGGAGAAUCUGACCAAGGGUCAGGACAAAGAAUAACCCUGGACCAACCAGAAAGUCCAGUCCAUUCUACUCUUUUGAGUGAUAGACAAGUUGACAAGUUAAUCCAGGCGGAAGACUUGGGAGUAAGUGGAGUUUCUGAUAGCGACACUUCGGGUAAAUCCCCAAACAAUGUUCCGAAUUUUAAGAGUUCUGCAAACUCGUUAGAAGAACCAGAAAUUUUUAGUCCAAAAGACAACAGUAAAAACCAGAAACUGAAUGAUGAUAGCAAUAUGGAAAAUGAAGCACAAAUUAAAGUUGAUAAGCCAGAGGUUCCGUCAAAUGACGCGCUAAAUCAACCAGUAAAAAUUCCACCUUAUCAAGAAACUAAGCCAGCAGUACAAGUAAAUGCGGCUUCAGAAGAUAGCGCAGCCGCAUUACAGCCACAGGUUACUACUGAUACAGCGUCUGUAGCGCUAGCGCCACAACCUCAGACGUCAUUGGACACAUCUGUACAACAGCAACAGGUAUUUAACGAUGACUUAGCUGCAACACAGCCAGUGGCACCACUGAAUACGGACAGUACAGCAGCAACACAAUCACAGUCUCCGAUAGAUACAAAUGUGCAGCAGACGCAAUCAUUUGUCGCGGAUAAAACAGCACAACCAGAGACUGCAAUGAAUACAGUUUCUGACCAAUCGCAAUCCUUUAUUCAAUCAGCGACGCCAGUGCAACCGGAAGUGCAGCCAGCGAAUAGUGCUUACAGCGCAGCCGCACUCCAGACUGCAGAUGCUUCAGCUCCACAGCAAACAUUCGACGAUGCUGCAGCCUUUUCUACACCCCAAGCUGAUAACCAGGGGAACACAGUAAGCGCCUACAAUACUCAGCAGCCAGCGGAGACAACCAGCAAUGCAGCCGCAACGCAGCAGUGGGAUACCACAGCACCACAGGAAACCCAACAAUACAACGACGCAGCCGCUUCUUCACAACAGGCAGCCCAAACACCAGCCCAGACCAGCACAACGAAUAGCUACGCACCUGAGGGAAAAUCUCACACAAUCCAGUUAGAUGAAGAACGAUACAGRACACUUAUCUGCCAGAAUGGCAAGGAUACGAUUUCCUGCCCUCCAAACAAACAAAUCAGCAUCCGAGCCGCGAACUACGGGAGCAUGGGAGCCUCUGCUUGUCUUGGAAGACAGAGUUUUACUCCUUCACAGAUCUGUAAAACCCCUGGUGCUUACGAUAUAGUCAAGACAAACUGUGAUGAUAUGGAAAACUGUGAACUGAUGGCAAAUGAUGAUAUAUUUGGUACUGAAUGUCAGACGGAUAAGAAAUAUCUAGACCUGGAAUACGAUUGUGUAUCAAGUCAAUCCCCAUCACCUUAUCAAGCAGGAUAUCCACAAGCAAUGUACCCAGCUCAACAGCCUGCAGCUUCUCCAUAUAUGUACCCUGGUGCUCAGCCUGCUACCUCACAAUACCAAGUAGGUUCUCCUCCCGAACAGCAAGGAUAUUAUGGACAGCAACAGCAACAACUAACCCCAUCACCCCCACCACCAAAACUACCUGAACUGAUGUCCAGACUAGUCGCUCUGUCCCAGCAAAACCAGGCCGGUACUCAGCAGAUGUGCUCUUCCCAGUGUAACACAUGUAACCAGUGCACAGCUGCUCCAGUGUGUAAUCCGUGUCCUGUUUGUCAAAGUACUGCCUGUACUGCCGCACCAUCUGUUCCUUAUAUUCCUAAAGGCCUGCGGCCUUUGUGGGAAUUAUGGAAUGAGAAGACUGCAGAUAUGAAUAGCAUGGAAAUGUCAGCCCUGAUAAUCAAUCCAGUUCCAAAACUACCUCCUACAAAGAAGUCUUCAUCAUUGACCGAGAAAAGUGAAGGGUCUGGAAACGAGAACAGCGACAAGCGAUCACACAUUAAGUCGACUUCAAAGAAAAGCGUUGCGAAACAGGGCAAAGCUACCAAAUCCGAUAAAGCUUCAAAGAAGAGUUCCAAAAGUGGGUCGAAAGGAAAACACUCUUAGAGCAAAAAGAAAAAAGAAAAAAAAGAAAAAAAAAAGAAAAAAAAAGAGGGGGGGGGGGUAUAUUUAUAAAUUGAAGAAGAUUGUCUAUUGAAAUAUGGCAUUCACUUUGUCAUUGAAGAAAAACUGAGGGAAAGUUAACCCAACUAAAAUGCARAUUUAACCAACAUGGCGGCUAUGAAAGACAGCACUGAAAAAAUGUGUAAUUCUUACGGCAACAUAAACACACGUUUUAAGCGCCGUAAUAUCAUUUCAAACAUAAGGUUGUGUACACAAUUAGCUCAUUUUUGCAGUGCUUUAAAGGCAGACACAUUUAAAGUUUUUUAAUCGUAAACACUGUCCGGCGACCACAAACAGUCAUUUGUUUUAGCGUUGUUACACAGGACAGGACCAAUGUGUUGGCUGCCUGUGGUACGAAUGGAUCUCAUACGGGGUUGUGGGUUGAAUAUUUAGGAUCUUUGGAUGGUUUGAAGCUUUUUUUGGUUAGUUUUGACGAUUGUAUGAAAGUACAUAUUCAGUUUGGAAUCCUUAUUAGACAAGACAAAAACUAAGCAGCAGAGGUGAUAAUUAGUGGUUUGCAAUAAGUAACACAUUUAUUGCCUUCAAAUAUCUUAUUUUAUGUAAAUAUCAGACUUCAAUAAAAGUAUUUUUGACGAA
Actinia tenebrosa (Australian red waratah sea anemone) is the source of this 4652-nucleotide messenger RNA. RefSeq lists its product as uncharacterized. NCBI's taxonomy places the organism in Eukaryota, Metazoa, Cnidaria, Anthozoa, Actiniaria, Actiniidae. Gene Ontology annotation, molecular function: carbohydrate binding. The record is from RefSeq and is a predicted model, not a curated record.